Messenger RNA from Mixia osmundae IAM 14324, 2007 nucleotides. RefSeq lists its product as uncharacterized. Gene Ontology annotation, molecular function: inositol phosphoceramide synthase regulator activity. Gene Ontology annotation, biological process: inositol phosphoceramide metabolic process. The transcript is spliced from 8 exons. The record is from RefSeq and is a predicted model, not a curated record. Lineage: Eukaryota; Fungi; Basidiomycota; Mixiomycetes; Mixiales; Mixiaceae. Gene Ontology annotation, cellular component: cytoplasm; Golgi membrane; inositol phosphoceramide synthase complex. The coding region runs from base 1 to 2007 and encodes 668 amino acids.
AUGGCUCCGGCCGAGCUCGUCUUCCAGAAGCUGCCGAGCCGACUACCGCUGCUCACUUCCUUCAUCGGUCUCUUCGACAUCAAGAUAGGCGCGACCAUCAUCACACUCUUUGCACUGCUCAACAAGGUCGCGGGCGUGUAUGGCAUCAUUGCCGUCUUCCACGGGGGAACGUUUGCCCAAGUCAGCAUGUAUCUCUACUCGCUCGCGACUGCCGGUCUCUGCAUCUGGGGUCUCAAGGGUGUAGCAGAGGAGAGCGUCGAGAGAACUCUGACGUAUGCUCACUUGUACGCGUUGGAUCAUUUCAUCUCGACCGUCUGGACGGCCUUCUUCGCCAUCGUCUGGUACGUCUACGAUCCCCACGACGGCAGGAGGAUAGCCAACUCAGACGCCCAACGAGAGCUCAUGGGAGAGGGCACCAACGUCGGCCAAGUGGGCGGAUCGGAUCCUGAGGCGAGAGCCAUGGCAGCUCAGGCAGUCUGGCGAGAAGAACGCGCGUUCUCUGGCUUUGUCAUCUUGAUCGGCUGGUUCGUCAGGAUCUACUUUAUACUGUGUCUCUACUCCUUUGCGAUCCAUGUCAGGCGAGGUACAUACUCUUCGCUUCCACUGUCAGAUCCGCCACCGCCAGUCACUGCUUCGUCGAACGGAACAGCCCACAAGCGGCCCAAUGGCUCGACGGUCGAUAACCGCAGAAUGUUCGAAGCGCAAGCAGAUCAGGAGGACGAAGUAGGAUGGAAUACAGAGAGCAAAUCGCUCUCACUGGCAGCAAAGCUGAGGGCCGUCGAAUUUGCCGACUCUGGCAAUUUCAGCGAACCGGACGACGAUGACGAUGACAGCUCGCAGACGACUUACAUUGACCGGCAAGCCACAACGGGCACUUGGCUCCUGUUCGAAGAUGGCGAGCCCGCUUCACAGUCUGACAGAGAGGCACUCUUUCGAGAUCCUACCCUGACUUAUUUCGGUGGUCAAUUCACAUCGUAUCACUAUGAGCCUUUCCUUCGAACGCAUGCAGGCCAAUGCCCCCGCUGCACCAAGGACCUCAACUUCGUUGGCGCCAUUGCUGCACCCCUGAAUGAGCUCACAUAUCGCACACUGCUCAUCGCUCAAUGUGCCAGCCCGCAAUGCGUAGGGCAAGACGACGGAGGUCUGUUCGUCUGGCGUAUAACGCGACAGAUUGGCCAAGAAGCCCAGAAGCCGCAGCUGGACGAGCCAGCUCUGAAUCCAUUCGCAUCCGCGCUUACGUCUGUCAAUCCGUUCUCGGCAGACUCGAGCUCGACCUUUGGCAAUGCCCUCUUUGGCGACAACCCGUUUUCUGCCACCCCCGCGUCCAAAGACGCAGCACCGGGACCAUCUGAGAGUGCGGUAGCCAUGACGCAGUCGACUCAGUCGACUCAGUUGAACAAGCCAACGCGUUGGGGCAUCGCCGUUUGGCCAAUGAGCUAUUGCUUCGCGAUGCUUGAGCCGCCCGUCAAGGCAGCGCAGAGCAAGAAGAAGGAACCCAAAGCAUAUCUAGAUGAUCAUCCCGAUCCUUCCAGCAAGAGCGCAUCGGAGUCAUAUGAAGUGCAAAGGAUACAAGGCGUUGACUCUGUAUUCCUGCACUUCCAAGAUGUCCUCUCCCGACAGCCUAGUCAGUUCAUCAGGUACGAAUAUGCCGGAAAGCCGUUGCCUUACUCGUCUACCAGUCCGGCCUACGAACGAUACCUCGUCAAAGCGUCUACCGGAUCGCAAGGCAUGACGACAGUCACGCGAACAGCAUACGCGCCUGCUGCUUUCCUGCCAGGCGCAAUCGCUUUCGAGGCCGCCCGUGCGCCUCUAUGCGAGCAAUGUGGCGCGCAGAGAGUGUUCGAAGCCCAGCUCAUGCCUGCCCUGUGCACGUGGCUCAGGACAAAGUUGAUCUUAGGCUGGUCAACCGCUUGGAUUUUUACUUGCUCGGGCGAUUGCGCAGCAAUAGCUUUGCCAGGCGGAACGACCUUCUCGCGAGAACAUGUGACGGUAGAAUUCGAGAUUUGA